CCGCGGCUGGAGCUCGCAGGCCGCGCCCGCGUAUCAAAAAAUCUCCCUCAAGUAAUAUUAUGUUAUAAUGAGCUUCAAAAAUACCUGACUUUAGUGGCUGGUGUUUACAGAUAGGUGCGCAGGAUUCUAACACAUGUGGCAAAAAGGCAUAAGGUUCGAUACAGCGUGGCACAAACCAGGAUAGUUGGUUGAUUCUUUCUGCGACGGAAUGAUAGGAGGGUUGGUUGGUAUGUGACGGGGGCGUAGUAAGCGGCAUGCGGGCCGAGCGCUCGAGGCGAGCCGUGCUCGCCGGGCUCGUGGCGCUGAUAGCGCUCGGGCCCUGCUCGGCCGAGCUCGAGAUUACCACCGCUAUUGCGUUUGAUCCAUCAAAACGCGGAGGGGCCAUGUAUGGCGAUGGAUGUUCUACGUGGAUAGAAUGCGGGUUUGCGGAUUCCAUAUGUGACAGCGUGCAGAAGACUUGCCGCUGCCAUCCAGAGUUCUCCGUCACAAACUAUGUGGAUAAGUGUGGAAAACCGGCCGGAAUCAAUGAGACGUGUUCAUUUAACCAACAAUGCGAAGAGGCAGUGCUCAUGACUGAGUGCAGAAAUGAGCGCUGCGUCUGCUUGUACGAGAUGGUCGCCGAAUUGACAGUCGACGGCGGUUUCGCUUGUAAUCCGGUGAAACAAAUUGAAGAAUCGACUCGUACUUUGGACCCUGCAAUGAUUGGUGUGUUGGUUGGCAUGGCCCUGAUGUUUGUCAUCAUUUGCGUCGUGCUUCGUCUCUUUAGCCGAGCAAGAUGGAGGGAGAACCGCACCAUUUUCAAUACACCGAAUCCUCGACUAAUGAACGUCUCACUGCUACGGGAUUCUAAGCUUUUGCACUCUCAGGACAGGCGCGGCUCUCGCGUUAGCGUGCGUCCUCCUUCGAGGCAAGCCAGCCAACAAGAACUCAGGCCCCAUUCACCGAGUCCUGCACGACCUCACCAAAGCCAUCAGCUACACCGAAAAACCUCAGGAUCUAGACGCGGAUCAAGAACUAGCAGUGGACAUUCCGCAACCUCUCUAAGAUCUGCUACACUCAGAUCACCAACUGCUCCGGGACCUACAUCUGUUACCGUUGAAAUACGAGCACCAGAUGUUUAAAUACAUAAUAAUAUAAAUGCAAGCAAUAACAAUUUGUCAAUAUAUAAAAAAAACAUAUGAAGAUAAAGAUCUAUUAAAUGGAGUGACAUAUAUUUAGGAUGGAAUAAUAUAGAAGUUUAGUCAAAAAUCAAGUUUGAGACAAAUUCAAUUGUUUCGAUUCCAUUCGAAACGAUAUUCAGUCCAAAUACUUACGAUAUUUGUGAUAAACUUCGACAUUAUAUUUAGCUUAUAUGAUUCGAUUAUUAAGACUUCUUGCUAUAUUGUAGCAAUAACGUGCACUAUUACAUUCGUCAUAAAUUCAGCCACUUGAUAAGUGCCUCAACAUUGAAUGCGUGAAGUCGAUCAUUAAUUAUAAUAUAUAAAAAAAAGAAAUUUUAAAAUAUAUUACACAUAGAUUUAUAACAGUUUAUUGUCAAAUAGUUUUAUCACUCUCGUUUCAAAUGGACACUUUUUUAAUAUUAAAUAUAGAGCACUAAAUAAAUAUAUUCAAAUGUAUCCAUAGUUAACUAAAUAGAUAAUGAGUGAAGAUUUUUAGCUUUUUUGGCAAUGAUGAUUCGCUUUUUGGCAUUUUCGUAGUAAAAUAGUUUAAAGUCUAUUAUUAAAUUUAAGUCUUAGCUCAUCGUUUCUAAUUAAUCUUCUUAUUUAAAAACCCUUAUAAGAAUGCUAGAUUUGUGAUUCCCUGCCUUAGAUGUUUAAUUAGGUCACAGUUCGAAGUAAGCAGAUAAAUUAGAUCUAUAUAUUUACGGGGACCACCUCCUUCGACGGGAGUGAUCUGAGUUUUGAUUUAAGACAGUAGUAGAUUAGAUAAUGAAAGCUUCGAUGCCGCUUUCAAUUUAAGAAUUUCGACUCUUAGCUAUAAUUUGAAAUGACGUAGCUUUUCGUAAGCCAUUUCUAUGAGAGAGAGUUGUGAAUCGAUUCUAAGUAUUUUAUUUCUUGUAUUUGUUUAGUUUUUAGUGUUUCCUAAUUAAUAUUGAGAAUAAUGUGUAAAGAUGGGGAAAUUUACACAUAUUAGGUAAGGCUUCGUCGCACCGUUGAAGCUUUGACCAAAUGUAUCGCAAAACGCACAAGCGAAAUAACGAAAAGUGUAGAUCAUUUAUUAUGAAUAAUUUGUAAUCAAUAAAGGCAUCUUAGAUAAUUUCAUAAUGUCAUCAGAUGCGAGUGGUACAGUAAUUAAAGGGGAAGAAUUUCUGUAUCACUCGUAUAGUAAAUUGAUCUCAUUUUUUGACGAUGCAAAUAAUAAAUACGAUGUAAGCCAUUUGUAUCUUUAACUAACUAUGCUCACAAUAUAUUAUAUAUUUCGAACACUGUGCUAGUUUAUAUAUCUAUUAAAAUGCUGUAAUUUACUUAUAUAAAAUUUUAUUAUAACUUAUACUUCUGA
Nymphalis io (European peacock) is the source of this 2499-nucleotide messenger RNA. RefSeq lists its product as uncharacterized. The record is from RefSeq and is a predicted model, not a curated record. The transcript is spliced from 9 exons. The coding region runs from base 255 to 1121 and encodes 288 amino acids. Lineage: Eukaryota; Metazoa; Arthropoda; Insecta; Lepidoptera; Nymphalidae.